Penicillium taxi is the source of this 279-nucleotide messenger RNA. RefSeq lists its product as uncharacterized. The coding region runs from base 1 to 279 and encodes 92 amino acids. Lineage: Eukaryota; Fungi; Ascomycota; Eurotiomycetes; Eurotiales; Aspergillaceae. The record is from RefSeq and is a predicted model, not a curated record. The transcript is spliced from 2 exons.
AUGGCGCCAAAUUUAGCCGCUGCAAAGCACGAGUUUAUCAAUGACAUGACUCACAGAGAACUCUCUGUAUGGCAGAUGUCACAGGCUGCUGGCUGCACACCGCCAAACAGAGGUGGUCGACCACGGGGCAUCACUUCAGUCAUGCUAGAAGCUCUUUACGAUUAUCUACUCGAGAAACCUAACUUAUAUCUCGACGAAAUGGCGAUUUUUUUGUGGGAUGAGUUCGACAUCCAAGCAACAAAAUCUGGCACCAGCCGGGCUCUUGCAUUCAAAGGCUAG